Messenger RNA from Electrophorus electricus (electric eel), 16073 nucleotides. RefSeq names its product KIAA1109 ortholog. The record is from RefSeq and is a predicted model, not a curated record. Gene Ontology annotation, biological process: synaptic vesicle endocytosis. NCBI's taxonomy places the organism in Eukaryota, Metazoa, Chordata, Actinopteri, Gymnotiformes, Gymnotidae.
CCCAAUGGAGUCUGUAAAUACUCCGGAAAACUAGACUACUGUCUACUCGGAGAUGUGGGUUCCGUCAGCGGGGGGUAAAAUAAGAAAAGGACCCACUCAGAGUUAUUAUGGCAACGUGACACGUAGUUCCACAGCGAAAGUGGGGUCUAACCAUGGAUAACAACAAGAUCAACCACAGUCUGGUUCCUAGUAUCGAUGACUUGGAUAAUUACCUCAACAAACACAAUUCCAACUUGGUAUGGUUGCUUGUGGCCACUAUUCUGUCCUGUGGAUGGAUUAUAUACUUGACCUACUACAAUUCCCGUAACAUUGGACUCAUCCUAACCCUCAUUAUCAACAGAGUAUACAAAAAUGGAUAUCUUCACAUUGGCUCAUUUUCCUUUUCUGUGCUCUCCGGGAAGGUCAUGUUCCGAGAUGUCUACUACAUCAAUGAGGACAUGUCAAUUAGAAUUCAAGAUGGUUUCCUUAUAUUUCGCUGGUGGAAGAUGUAUAAUCCCAAUCAGAAACAGCAUGACCCAAAGGCUGAGACACGGUUGUAUGUCACCGUUAACGGCUUUGAGUUCCACGUAUAUAACCGCACAGAUCUUUAUGCGCGGCUUCAAGAGACAUUUGGCUUGGAGCCCACCCUCAUCCCGCCCCGGCGAGAUGAGGAGAAGGGCCAUGAGGAGCAAAACAGUGUUCACAUCACAGCUGAAUCUCAGGACCCCUCUUCAUCUUGGAGGUCUCUCAUACCUGUCAUAAAACUCAACAUCAGCACGGGUCGGGUAGCGUUCGGUAAUAACCACCUUCCCCAGACUCUGUGUAUGAGCUUUGAUGACGCCUUCCUCACAUAUGCCACCAAGCCUCCUAGCAGCCACCUGGAUCAGUUCAUGCACAUAGUGAAGGGGUCGCUGGAGAACGUGCGUGUGAUGCUGGUGCCCAGCCCCCGCUACCUUGGCCUUCAGAACGAUGAGCCACCCAGACUCAUGGGAGAGGGAUUUGUUGUCAUGCAAUCAAACGAUGUAGACAUUUACUAUUACCAGGAUGAACCAGGUCUGGUCCCUGAGGAGCUGGAGAACGGGGAUACGGAAGGCUGCUCUGAGGGUACUAAGCUUCAGGACCUGCCUCCAUGCUGGGGCUUGGACAUAGUGUGUGGGAAAGGAACAGACUUCAACUAUGGACCAUGGGCAGACAGACAGAGGGAUAGCCUGUGGAAAUUUUUCCUGCCUGCAGACUAUCAGCCAAUGAAAGUGAGUGAUGUUCCCAUGCCAGGGAAGGCCAGACAAAUCCUGGCCUUCGAGCUCCGGAUGAACAUCAUAGCAGAUGCUACUAUAGACCUGCUGUUCACCAAGAACAGGGAGACGAAUGCCAUUCAUGUGAAUGUUGGUGCAGGAUCAUAUUUGGAGGUCAACAUUCCAAUGACUAUUGGAGAAAAUGGUUACUCCCCCACUGUUAAAGGCCAGUUACUGCAUGUGGACACCACCAGCAGUAUGCAGUACAGGACCCUUCUGGAGACUGAGAUGCUGGCUUUCCACGUGAUCGCUAGUUAUCCACGUGUGUGGAACAUGCCUCAGUCCUGGCAAUGUGAGAUUGAGGUGUACAAAGCCACUUACCACUUCAUCUAUGCACAGAAGAAUUUCUUCACAGAUUUGAUCCAAGACUGGGCCAGUGACAGUGAGCCAGAUAUCUACUCAUUUGUUCCGUACUCCUGGAAGUUCAAAAUGCUUUUACACCAGUUCGAGAUGAUAUGGGCUGCCAAUCAGCACAACUGGAUUGACUGCUCCACCAAACAACAAGAGAAUGUGUAUCUCGCUGCCUGCGGAGAAACUCUGAACAUUGACUUCACUUUACCCUUUAACGAGUUUGUUCCCACCACCUGUAACACACGUUUCUCUUUGAGAGCUGAAGACACAGACAUGCGUUUGUGUUUGCCUGACUGCCACCCUAGCCGAUAUCCCCUGCUCACCCUGGCCAAGGACUACCAGCACAGCAGGGCUGCUCCAGACAACGGCAUGCAACCUGAGGCACAAGGAGCUCCUCCCAAGAUCGGCAAGGCUCGCUGGAGGAACAUGACCCAUGCCGAGGCUGGAUGGGUGGACUGCUGGAGUGUGCCAAAUUUUCUGCUCAUUAUAGACUAUACCUGGCAUCCCAUUUACCCUCAGAAAUCUGACCAGCAGCUCAAACAGUCCUUGUCUGAGAUGGAGGACCACGCACCCCCUGUUCCUCCUCCCCCUCGGGUACCGUCUGACCCCAGCCUCUUACCCCCAGACCGGCUGCAUGUGGAGAUGGAACUCAGUCCUGACUCCCAUAUCAUCCUUUAUGGGCCCCUGCUGAGAGCAUUGCUGUCUAUUAAGGAGAACUACUUUGGUGAGGAUGACAUGUACACUGACUUUGAAGAGUCUCUGUCCAGCCCAGUCCUGAGUUCAUGUUCCUCAUCUUCUGGCUGGACUGGAGUGGGUUUGGAGGAGAACAGCCACAAAGACAUGCCCCACCCUCUCACACUACGCCCCUGGGACAUAACUGUGCUCAUCAAUGUUCACAAGGUCCAUGGGCGCCUGCCUACGCAUUGUAGCAGUGACAGUCCAGAAGGUCCGACUGGGUGUCUGGAGCGUCUGUGUUUUGAGAUGAAGAAGGGCUACAAAGAGACCUUGCUCCAGCUUGUCCUCUCUCCUCUUCACGUGUUUGUCAGUGAUAACUACCAGCGUCCUGCUGUUGACGGAGUGUUGCGUGAUGGACACCUGAGUCUCUCAGGUCUACAGAUGCGAGCUCAUGCCAUGUUCUCAGCUGAAGGGCUACCAGUGGGCAGCGACACACUUGAGUAUGCCUGGCUAAUUGAUGUGCAGGCUGGCGCUCUCACGGGCAAAGUCACUGUGCCGCAGUGUGCCUCCCUGCUAGAGUGGGGUGAGUCUUUUUUGUUUCAUGUGGUGUCUCGAGAGUUCCAGCUGGAGCAGCCUAAACCCUCUGCCACUUGUCAGCAUGGAGUUGACCAGAGAGUCUGUGACUCCAAGUACGCAGCCUUGCCUGGACCUUGUCGGACAUCUGAAGACUUAAAGUAUACGAUGACUCGGUUGUCAGUGGAUGGAGCCCAGGUUUUCAUCGUGGAGCACGGCUGUGCAGCCAACAUUAAGACAGGAGCGCUGAGGCUGGCGAACUGUAACCUGCACACAGCAGCGGUAGGGGAGGGCAUCAGUGCUGCUCUUCAGGAUGUUGUUAUUGCUCAGUUCAUCGAGCAGCAAGAAGUAGCAAGGCAAGGCCUGCCUCAACCCCUCCUGCGACGAUCUAACUGGCUAGAGGCUGGCUCUGUGACCUUUAACCUCAUCACUGCGGAUGUGGCAUUGGCUGCUGACCAUCCAGCCAAACAUGUGGUGCAGAGGCAGUUCCUGGAACUCCAUGACAUGCAGACCAAGAGGCUGUGGUUCUUGUGGCCAGAGGAGAAGUAUAAGCGAAGCAGAAACCGUUGUGGGUGUUUGGGUGGAUGCCGUUUUUUCGGAGGCUCAACUGGUGGUUUGGACUUUUUCCGCUUGGAAGAAAUCACCCCCUCGUCAAGCUCCGCCUUUUCAAGUGGCAGUGCUGAGAAUGACAUGAGCUAUGGCCAAUCAUUGUUGCAACCUGGGGAGUGGAUAGUCACCAAAGAACAACCUAAACUACCUGACACUAAAGGCGUGGGCAUACGUAAGGAUGCAUGUUCUCCUGUUCCGAUGGCUGACAUGGAGAGGCGUGGCCAGCAUCUGAGUCUACAGGUACCUCAGCGUUCUCACAGCUCUGCCUCUUCCUCUGAGGAAAACUCAUCUUCCAGUGCUGCCCUACCACUGCUGGCUAGCGAGCGAGAAAGCCCCUCCCCCUGUGCAGAGUUAAUGAGUGUGACCACUGAUGGACCUGUCCCUGAAGGUCAACCAAUGCGUUCUCCUCUCCGCUCACCCCUUAAACGCCAGUCAUCUGUUCAUUCGGGCCGCCUCGGUAGCACCAAGAGCCUAUCGGCUGCUGUUUUUGCAGAGAAGGCUCCACCCCCUGCCGGUGUGCAGUUUAGCAGCGAAGUGUCCCGUAGUGAUGAAAAUGUUUUAGACUCGCCACGACAACGGCGGAGCUACAGCUCAUUCCCUUUCACUCCUUCGGCAGAUUCGAGCACUUUCCAUCAGUACCGCUCAGUGGACUCUUCCAUGUCUGUUGCCGACAGUGAGGCUUAUUUCAGUGCCAAUGAGGACUUUGAGCCAAUCAGCAGUGACGAGGGCCCGGGCACAUACCCUGGAAGGAAACGGAGACGGAGACAGCAAGGACAGCCCCAUAUUGAACAUAGUCGCACAUCAAUAUAUCACAGUGUAGAAGGGCCACUUUCACUUACAGAGCCCCGCCUACCUCAGUUGCCUAGCCACGCCUCCCAGGCAUCUUUUGUCUCCGCACUUGGGUUGGAAGAAGAGGGCUCCUUGGACACAGAGAGAGCUGAUCCUGGUUUGCUAACAACGCAGCCCCACCUGAUGGCUUGUUACCAUAGUUAUCUUGCACAUUAUCACGUGUCAAACUGGUCUGUCAGGCAACCCACCAAUAAAAGAACAUCCAAGUCAUCUCUGCACCGGCCUCUGGACUUGGACACACCCACUAGUGAAGAAAGCUCUGUGUCUUUUGAUCAGUUGUCCAUUCCUUCCUUUAAGAUUAUGAAGGCAGGUCUAUCUGCCAGCUCGCUGUUAGACAGGGGGGUUCAGCUCAUGGGAGAUUUAAGCAGCACUCCAUACACCCCUCUUGACAAGCGAGCAAUGGAAAACACUGAUGAGGACACGACCACGGAAGACUGGACCAUGGAUCAGCCCCUGGCCCAGACUAGGACCACCGCUAUCGUCGAGGUGAAAGGAGCAGUUAAUGUGGUGCUCACACCCCUGGUGGCAGAAGCGCUGGACAGGUACAUCAGGUCCAUGGUGCACUAUGCCAGCAUACGUCAUCCAGCUUCCAUCCUAGAUGAUCUUCAUGGCAAAGUGCUGAAUGAGGCAUAUCAGAUCAGCAAGUCCACGGUGUCCGAGUCCAGUACUGGCAAGCCAGAGCAUAAAAUCUCUAAGACUGAAGGCACCACUCCAGGAUCCCUGAACAUGUCACACGGCCAGACAGACCUGUCAAUCAAACCAGACAAUGUGAAAAUAAAGGGCCUGCAAGCUAAUGUUACCAUCCCAAAGGUGAAUCUUUGUGUGCUGCAAGCCUCAGUAGAAGAAGGUUCUCCCUCUAAUAAGAACAUCACACAUGUCUCUCUUGUGGCCCUCUGCUUCGACAGAAUUGCUACCCAGCUCCGAAUGAACAGGGGAAUAGUGGAGGACACGGAGAAGACCUCCGCAGUGCUGGAGAAGUUCUCAUCGGCCUCCAAGAUGGCACCUCAGUCCAGUGGCUCCUUGCGCUCCAAUGCUGGCGUGGAGAAAGGCAAAGAGAUCGCGGCCAGACUCAACAUCCAUCGCAUACACAGCCAGCUGCGUGGGCUGGACUCGUCAGAUCUGGGUGCGAGUGCUAUAACUGCCAUUCCAUUUGAGAAGUCCAAAGUCCUCUUCAGCCUAGAGGAGACGGACGACUUUGCCUUAGUGGAUGAGACAGAAGCUUCAGUCACCAUGGACCACAUCCCAGAUCACGCCUCUGACCCCUCCCGAUCUGGGGCGAGCCCUGAGAAAUGGGGUUGGAUCAUGUUUGAGUGUGGGAUUGAGAACCUCACUGUUAAAGGGGGACGUCAGUCAGGGGCAGUGCUCUACAGCGCAUUUGGAGUGAUGAGUGGUGCUGAAGCUGGUGUUAGGGGCGGGGUGUCAAAAUCAAAUGGUUCGAGUGGCUCUCAGACAGGAAGUGGCUACAGCACUGAUGUAUCUGAUGACAACCUGCCCAACGAUACACACAGCCCCACCUCUGAGCCCAACAACAACUCGGACUCCGACGAGCAGGACGAGGGGGUGGAGUCUGACGACUUGAAGAAGGACCUCCCCUUGUUGCCCCCUCCCCCUGACUCCAGCAGUAUGAAGCUUACCAUAAAGGAGAUCUGGUUCAGUUUUGCCGCUCCAACUAACAUACGCUCGCAAACACAGGCCAUGUCCAGGCAGCUGAACCUGUUGAGCACAGCGACCCCUGCAGUUGGUGCAUGGCUAGUGCCGAUCGACCAGCUGAAAUCCUCACUGCAGAAACUGGAAAUGGAGGCCACCCUGCGUGUGUGUGCCGUUAUGGGCUGCAUCAUGACCGAGGCUCUGGAGAAAAAGAGCAUUCACAUCCCAUUACGGAGCAAGUAUAAUCGCGUGACCAAGCGAGCACGGUACCUUCACGAAAACCCGUCCUGUUUGUUGUGUAAUAUUUUACACCGCUACCUACAACAAGCAGAUUACAGUAUUAUAGAGGAGGCUACUAUGAAUGAUGGCCUCCCUGCCCUGGUCACACUGAAAAAAGGUUUGGUCGCUUUGGCGCGACAGUGGAUGAAGUUCAUCAUCGUCACCCAAGCCUUUAAGGCAGUUGGCCUGCUACGACCCAAUCAACUGCCAAAACCCAAAGAGCCCGCACCUACAGAUCUGGACCCCACCAUCUGUGUGGAUAGUGGCGCUGCCCUUCAAAGUGACACCAGUGCUGAUGGUGUGGAGUUUGAAUUUGAUGCAGGCACUGUUAGUGAGCACACAAUGCUACUGGAGGGUGUGUGCAGUCGCCCUGUUCCCACUGGAAAUUCGGCUCCUGUGAGUGGUGUUGAGAUCAUGAGGAAAUUGUCUAAAUCUCACACACACAAUGAGUCCGGUCUUAGGAUAAAGGGGUCCCAUCCUUACCAGUCUCUUAGUUACACAAGUGGAGACACAGCAGCUGAUUCGCCAGCUCAUGUGAGUCGGACAGGGCUUCAGUCCAAUCAUAGCCCGCGCAAGGAGUCAUUGCUAAGCUACCUGACAGGAAGCUUCCCUAGCCUCCAUAACCUGCUGGAUGCCACGCCUCCUCGCACUAGUGAGCCAGUGGCAGCCAAGAGCAGCUCUCUGACACGUACAGGUAACAGCCUUGGCACAGAUGUGCUCACUGAGCAUCCUCUCUUGUCUGAGCCGUGCUCCGUCAGCUUCUACAACUGGAUGUCCAUCGCUGUGGGAAACCGCUCAGGGGGCAACGUGCAGGAGUCUCCAAUCAACCGCUCUCAGCACAACAGCCUGCAGACAGGAGGCAUGCUCCCAACCAUUCCGUCAGCAUCUGACUUUAACACAGUUCUAUCAAGUGAUCAGAACACGAUGGACACGCACUCUCAGCACUCACACUCACAACACAGCACCAGCCAGGAAGACCUGCUGGAGCAAGACGAGACCAACCUCUGCCCUGCAGCGGUGCAGCUGGCUGAUGCACAGGUGGUGUUUAAGCCUUUGCUGAGUCACACUGGGAUUCAGCCUCAGGAUGCACCCCCACUUAGCUAUAAGAUGUAUUUCGGAGAGCAUCUGUCCUUCAGUGGGACUCUGGAGUGUCUGAGGGCUGACAUUGUGGACUCAGACACCAGCAAAGACAGGAAGAACAAGAAAGUGCGCAGGCAGGGCAUGGUGAACCUCCCGCCUUUGGAGUUCAAACCUGCUCUGAUGAUCGAGACGUUCAGCGUGAACGCCGUCGUGCUGGAGAAGUGCAUGUCGUCUGUGCCGUCGACCAGCGCGCUCUCCUUCCAUGAGCUGAGCCGGCGGCCACAGGCGAGUGUGCACUGCCACUUCACGCUGGCCUGCCAGGCCAUCCGCCAGCACGUGGACAUGGCACUGGUGCGCCUCAUCCACCAGUUCAGCACCAUGAUCGACGACAUCAAGGCCACGCAGACGGACAUUAAGUUGAACCGCUACACAGCCGGCUCCGCCUCGCCCACACCCACCUUCAAGGGGCGCCCGUACCGCGAGUUCCGCUCGUCCGAGUUCAGUCGCAGCUCCCGCGGCAGCCUGAACGGUGUGCUGCGCCUCACUGCGCAGAAGAACAAGCGUGUGGGCGCCGGGUCGGGCAUGGACACGCUGCCGCGAAACCGGGAGCCACGGGGGCGGAGCUCGCUGGGAAGGUCCGAGAGGCGCACGUCCAAGGCGUCGCGCAAAGGCUCGCGAGAUGUGGCCGACCACGUGGCCAUCCAGAUGGACGACUCGGACUCGAUCACGGUGUCGGAGCAGAGUGAGCCGUCGGCCGAGUGCUGGCAGAACAUGUACAAGCUGCUCAACUUCUACUCACUCAUCUCGGACCCGACAGGCAUCCUGGAGAAGACCCAAGAAAACGGGCUGUCAGAUGGUGGGCGGAGCCCUGCAGAGCCCUCAUGCCGCUUGGCAUUGGACUCGGAGGCGGAGUCUCCGCCAAGCCGGCCAGGGCGGAGACGGAGCUUGGUGAGCUCAGAGCCUCAGCAUGUCACGCUGAUCGUGUUCGGAGUGGGUAUGGUGAACCGUACACACCUGGAGGCAGACAUCGGAGGACUGACCAUGGAGGCAGAACUAAAGAAAAUACACGGCAGCUUCACACUGAAGGAAAAAAUGAAGGAUAUCCUUCAUCAGAAGAUGACUGAAACCUGUGCGUCGGCUCACAUCGGCGGUGUGAACAUUGUGCUUCUGGAGGGCAUUACACCAGACAUCCAACUGGAGGACUUCCCAACCUCCCCUACCAGCACAGCCAAGCAAGAGUUUCUGACGGUGGUGAAGUGUAACAUUGCUAAAUCUCAGGCUCUGUACAGCGCUCAGCGUGGGCUGAAGACCAAUAACGCUGCUGUGUUUAAAGUGGGCGCCAUCAUGAUCAACAUCCCACAACACCCUGCAACGCUGCACAGCAUGAUGGUGCGCAGCUCGCACCAGCUCUCCAAGCAGAUCUCCGACCUCAUCCGGCAGCCUGCCAAUUCCCCACCCCCAAACAGGGAAGACACACCCACCCCACAGCCAUCUGACAAGGCCUCAAGUGUCAAUCAGACUCCAGUCGAAGCUAUCGAGUUCCCGCAGCUACCCGAAGGCCUGGAGAAGAAGCCAAUCGUGCUGAAGUUCAGUGCCAUGCUGGAUGGCAUCACCAUCGGUGCCGCCCUGCUGCCCUCCCUCAAGGCAGAGUACAAGAUGGGCAGAAUGAAGAGCCAUGGGAUGACUGGGGCCCAGACGAGGUUCACGUUUGAACUGCCCAAUCACAAGCUGUGCUUCCAGUCUAAGGUGUCGCCGGUGGACAUGUCGGCCAUGCCUCCCUCUGCCAGCCUGACCCUCCCACCGGUCACCAUGUCAGGGGAAUACAUCAUUCAGGAGCACGAGGGCCACAGCGACACGGCCUGGGCCCCCGACGACAUGCCCACCAAGCAUGGCAGCUACCUGCAGGGCAACUACCUGCGGUGCCUGGCUGAGAUCGGGUCAUUUGAACACAGUCUGACCACAGACCUGCUCAACCACCUGGUGUUCCUGCAGAAGGUCUUCAUGAAGGAAGUUAAUGAGGUCAUCCAGAAAGUCUCAGGGGUAGAGCAGCCCAUUCCUUUGUGGAAUGAAUAUGACGUGUCCGCUGAUGGGGACAAGCCUAAAAUCCUGCUCUACUCUCUCCACCUCAUGUUUAAGGGCAUUCAGAUGACUGCCACCACUCCCUCUAUGAGAGCUGUGCGCUUUGAGACUGGUUUAAUCGAACUAGAAUUGUCCAAUCGAAUUCAGUGCAAAGCUACACCAACAGGCAGCAGCUAUCUGAAGCUGUUUGGGAAAUGUCAGGUGGAUCUGAACCUUGCACUGGGACAAAUUGUCAAACACCAGGUCUACGAGGAGGCCGGGUCAGAUUUCCAUCAGGUUGCAUAUUUCCGCACUCGGAUUGGCUUACGAAAUGCUCUCCAGGAGGAAAUCAGUGGCUGCUCUGACAAAGAGGCAGUCCUUAUCACACUUAACCGUCCAAUAGUAUUUGCCCAACCGGUAGCAUUUGACAGAGCUGUACUGUUCUGGUUGAACUAUAAGGCGGCCUACGAUAACUGGAAGGAGCAGCGGCUGGCGUUAAACUCCGACAUCCACAUGGCCACUAAAGAGGUGGUAGACAAACUCCCAGGGAUCCAGCAGAGCAGUGUGCAGGCCUUCAGCACGCUGUUCCUGCAGCUCACAGUUAAUGACCUGGGCAUCUGUCUGCCCAUCACCAGCACCUCACAGGCCAAUCACAGUUUGGAUUUUGACACUGGCUCAGCGCUGGUGCUGACCAUAGAGAGCACUCUGAUCACGGCCUGCUCGUCUGAGUCUCUGGUCAGCAAAGGCCACUUCAAGAACUUCUGCAUACGCUUUGCAGAGGGCUUCGAGACCUCGUGGGACGACUGGAAGCCUGAGGUCAGAGGAGACCUGGUCAUGAACGCCUGUGUUGUGCCUGAUGGCACGUAUGAGGUUUGCUCAAGAACCACUGGCCAAGCUGCUGCAGAGAGCAGCAGUGCGGGUACUUGGACUCUCAACGUGCUGUGGAAGAUGUGUGGGAUUGACGUGCACAUGGACCCCAACAUUGGCAAACGGCUCAAUGCCCUGGGCAACACCCUCACUUCACUGACCGGCGAGGAAGAUGUAGAUGACAUCACCGACCUGAACUCUGAGACCAUAGCUGACCUGUCCGACGAAGACGAGAGUGAUGACAUGUCCCCCACUGUGACCGUGUCUUUGGAGGGGGAUCUCAGCCCCAGAGUAUCGUUCAGGAAGCGGCUGGUGAACAGAAUUCUGGGCAUUAGCCCCCCACUGCCCCCCCCCUCUCCAUCGGCACACUCUGACUCUCGGGAGGCUUCUGCCUCGUCCAUCACUCGCGCCAAGUCGAGGAGCGUUCGGCUGCCUCCUUCUGCCAGUGCACACAGAGCUAGACACCCUAGACCCCUGUCCUGGGGCUGUGAGUCCUUUGACCCACGCAGGCAGGUGGUUGUGGGUAAUCAGAUCAUCGAUGCCCGGGGGCGGAAAUUUAACAAGCGCCUGGUAGACAUCAGAGAGCUUAAUGAACAGGCCAAAGUCAUUGACGACCUCAAGAAACUAGGAGCGAGUGAGGGCACUAUUAAUCAGGAAAUCCAGCGCUACCAGCAGCUCGAGUCGGUGGCAGUGAAUGAUAUCCGCCGGGAUGUGCGCAAGAAGCUGCGCCGAUCCAGCAUGAGGGCGGCGUCUCUUAAAGAUAAGUGGGGUCUGGGCUAUAAACCCAGCUACAACAGGUCCAAGAGCAUCUCAGCAACAGGCAGACCAGCCAUGAAAAGAAUAGAGAGACAGAGUUCUAGACUAGGAGAUAUGGAUGACCUACCAGACAUUAAGGUGGAUGCUGCCUCUCCAGGACCAAGAGUUACCUUCAACAUUGACACGAUGAGUAAUGUGGCACUGGACACUCCCCAAACUCUACACCCUCCUCCCCAGAGUCCAGCAGACUCUGUCUUCAAGUUCCCGGAGGAGACAGAGAUGGACUUGUUGUCUGUCACCGCCGGCGAUCCCACCCAUCGUUACCCAUCAUACUCAGUGCUCAGUCCGCUCACCACGCCUGAAGUCUUCUCACCCAGCAUUCCCUUCCAGCCUGAUGACAGUCGCCGUGAUGACCUGUCCUCCUCCUCUUCAGAGGACUCGGACAAAGAUGAUGAGUUUGACCGUGAGAGACAUGGUUACUACCGGCGACCAGGAUCAACACAGAAAAAGGGACUGGCAGCGUUAUUUGGUGAGCGGUGGCCAUCCACACCUCCUCAGCGUGGAGCGCUGACUCCGCCCAGCGAACGGAACAUUGACUUUGAAUUGGAUGUGCGUGUGGAGAUCGACAGUGGAAAGUGUGUGUUACACCCCACCGCCCAGCUUCCAGAGCAUGAAGACCUCUCAGUGCGCAGGAACUGCGAUCGGAGCUCGCGGAGUCUUGAUCAAGAAUCCCCUCCGAAGAAGCGGAAGCUGCAGCCAGGUUUCACGUCCAGCUCCAACAUGCUGAGCAAUAAGAGGGUGCCCUCCUCCCUGCAGAGCAAGAGUAGCGACAUGGAGACCACCGUCUUCUACAUCCCUGGAGUGGAUGUCAAGCUGCACUACAACUCCAAGACUCUGAAGACGGACUCUCCUAACGCCUCGCGGGGCUCCUCGCUGCCCAGAACCCUCUCCAAAGAGUCCAAGCUGUAUGGUAUGAGAGAAUCGCCCUGCCCUGUGGCCACAGCCCCCAACAAGACUAAUAUCCUCCUGUCCCCUCCUGUCCCUCCCCUCCCCUCAGCUAAAAGCAAGGCAGGGGGGGGUGUGAAGACUGCCAAGCUGUACGCGUGGGUAGCCCUGCAGACUCUUCCAGAGGAAAUGGUGAUCAGCCCCUGCUUGCUGGACUUUCUGGAGAAAGCCUUAGAGACCAUUCCCAUUACCCCCGUGGACAGGAACUACACAGCACUGAGUGCUCCUGAGGAGGAUGUUGGUCAGUUUGACUCCGUGGAUCCUCUGGAGGAGUCUCAGGUCUCACUGGUGUCGGCUUCUGCCUCUCCGUACUCCUCCUUCCCCGUGGACGUGGUUGUCUACGUGAGAGUGCAGCCGUCCCAGAUCCGCUUCAGCUGUCUGCCCAUGUCUCGUGUGGAGUGCAUGCUGAAGCUACCCUCUCUGGACCUCGUCUUCUCCUCCAAUAGGGGAGAGCUGGACCCCCCUGGCCCCGCCAACCCAGACACCCAGCACACGCCCUCCUCCACUCCUCCAUCUGUGCACGCCCACAGGAUACCUGGCAGCAAAGGUCCACCUCUGGGUUUGGGCAGCCCUCUGGGGCGGAGUCGGCACAGCAGCAGCCAAUCCGAUUUAUCAGGCCCACCCACUAACUCCUCUGGGCUGAGCUUCACAGCAUGCAUGUCUGACUUCUCCCUCUAUGUAUUCCAUCCCUACGGAGCUGGCAAGCAGAAGUCUGCCGUAGCCGGCCUGCCUCCCGGACCGGGACCACUGGGAUCAGUAGAGGAGGAGAGUACCUCUGUCACAGGCAGAAAGGAUUCUCUCUCCAUUAACCUGGAGUUUGUCAAAGUCAGUCUGUCCAGGAUAAGACGUACAGGAUGCCCUGCAUUUAUUGACACUUUCCUGGCCAGCAAGGGAGGCAAGAUAGAUACCACGCUCAUUAACAUCUCAGCGGUGUGUGAUAUUGGCUCAGCCUCGUUUAAGUAUGACAUGAGACGUCUCAGUGAGAUCCUGGCCUUCCCAAGAGCCUGGUACCGCCGCAGCAUUGCCAGGCGACUGUUCCUAGGAGACCAGACCAUCAACCUACCAGCGUCUGGCCCAGCCACCCCCGACUCGGCGGAGAGCGUAGCACAGCACCUGUCUCCAGAGUCGAGUCGCAAAGCCUGCUGGAGAACAUGGGACGGCCAGGCCGCCCAGCACCACUCCAGUGUUUUCAGUGAUGCCACACCCAACCACACACACCUCAAAUCCCCUGCUCCCGGGCGCUCCCGCAGUGUAUCUGACUCCUCCGCACCCCGCAGAGACUCAGUAACCAAGACCUCCACGCCGUCCUUCCGCAACACUAAGUCAGCAGCCCAGCAGGGUUCACCAUGGGAGACACUGGUGGUGUUUGCCAUCAACCUCAAACAGCUCAACGUCCAGAUGAAUAUGAGUAAUGUCAUGGGCAACAACACCUGGACGACGAGUGGAUUGAAGAGCCAGGGGCGCUUGUCAGUGGGCAGUAACAGAGAUCGUGAGAUCAGCAUGUCUGUAGGUCUGGGCCGCUCCAAACUGGACUCCAAAGGAGGAGUGGUGGGAGGAAACAUCGAUGUCAACACGCUGGAGAUGGUCUCCCACAUCUCGGAGCACCCCAACCAGCAGCCCAGCCAUAAGAUCCAGAUCACCAUGGGCUCCACGGAGGCCCGCCUCGACUACAUGGGCUCCAGCAUUCUGAUGGGGGUUUUCAGCAACGCCGACCUGCAGCUCCAGGAUGAGUGGAAGGUCAACCUUUGUGCUGAUGCCAGCCUUUCAGAGAAAAGUGAGAUCUUUGUGCAUGGAGACCUGCAGUGGGAUAUCUUCCAAGUGAUCAUCUCCCGCUCCACCACUCCUGAUCUGAUCAAGAUCGGCAUGAAGCUGCAAGAGUUCUUCACUCAGCAGUUCGACACCAGCAAGCGUGCUUUGUCCACCUGGGGCCCGGGGCCCUACCUGCCCCCCAAAACACCUGUUGCCAGUGUGGAGAAAGGAGCUGCUGAACUCUACAUGGAUGCAGCGCAUCACAGGCACUGGCCGGCAGUGCUGAAGAUGGUGGCUGGCUGCCACAUCUCCCUGUUCCAGAUGCCCCUCCCUGAGGAUGCUGUGCAGCUGGGAGGCUCUAUGAGUCUCCACGGCAACCACAUGACCCUGGCCUGUUUCCAUGGGCCCAACUUCCGCUCCAAGUCAUGGGUGCUGUUCCACCUGGAGGAGCCCAACAUUGCAUUCUGGACAGAGGCGCAGAAGAUCUGGGAGGAUGGCUCCAGCGAUGACUCCACCUACAUCGUUCAGACUCUGGACUUUCACCUAGGACACAACACCAUGGUAACCAAGCCUUGUGGUGCACUGGAGAGUCCCAUGGCAACCAUCACCAAGGUCACCCGCCGCAGACAUGAGAACCCACCUCACGGAGUCGCGACGGUCAAAGAAUGGUUUAACUAUGUUACUGCCAUGAGAAAUGAAGAGCUGCACCAGCUGCGGAACGUGGAUGCGAACACGUCGGAGAGCGGAGCCGCUGCAAAGAGCUCCAGCCUGCUGAGCGGCUUCCGCGGCUCGUCCAGCUACAACCAUGAGACGGAGACCAUCUUCGCCCUGCCCAGGAUGCAGCUUGACUUCAAAUCCAUCCACGUGCAGGACCCGGAGGAGCCCUCCCUCAGCGAUUCCCAGAGCAAGCCCAAAGUGGAGUGCAGUGUGGUUACGGAGUUCACCGAUCACAUCUGCGUUACCAUGGACGCGGAGCUGAUCAUGUUCCUGCAUGACCUGGUCUCUGCUUACCUGAAGGAGAAGGAGAAAGCCCUGUUUGCACCACGAAUGUUUCUGUCACGACCGGGUCAGAAGAGCCCGACGACACAGCAGGAGGACGGCACCCCCGCAAAAGAGAAGCCCAAAGAGGAGGGAGUGAACUACGCCACCGUGGACUGGAGGGACUUCCUGUGCAACACCUGGCACCUGGAGCCCACUCUGCGGCUGAUUUCAUGGACAGGCAGGAAAAUUGACCCAGUAGGAGUGGACUAUAUCCUUCAGAAACUGGGCUUCCACCAUGCAAGAACUACAAUUCCCAAGUGGCUUCAGAGAGGCGUGAUGGACCCACUGGACAAAGUCCUGUCUGUUCUCAUUAAGAAACUUGGCACUGCACUGCAGGACGAAAAGGAGAAGAAAGGACAGAGAGACAAAGAGGAACAUUAAUAUUCUUUCCCUCGGCCUGCUUCUUUCGUUCCGACACAUUCAGAUGUGAGAUCCGGAUGGAAUGUGACUAUAAACUCAUCUCAUACACUGGAUACAUUACCACUAUUGUACAGUGCACUUUGUAUAUUCGCUCACUGGUUUCCUCUGUGAAAUUACUGUGACAGAUGUUUACUGUAGCGCACGUGUCUGUCCUCCUUCAGAACCAGCUGAAGGUGGUUCUUUUAUUGUCUGUACAGUUUGAGCUGAAAUAGCAAUCUAUUGUAACUUGCUGCUGAAUGGCAGCUGGACUUCUUAACAUGGAUUAUACACCCUUUUAUAUUUAGUGUCAUUAACACUUCACUAACAGUGACUGGCAAGGAGACAGAAGCUAUCUGAGUGUUUGAGCUGUUCUUUAUAACGGGAGUUCACAGCUAGUGUCUCUUGGUGUUAUGGUCACCCUCUCAAGCUUGUGAAAAAUGAGUCCAUUUAAAUUAAAAAAACAAACUAACUAACUAAAGUCAGUAUUUUGGGGCACAUACAUCAGUUAUGUUGCACUACCAUUUCAGAUUUUGUGGGAAGCUGGGGCAUCUUAAAACCACUAUCAUUUUCAAAUGACCAAAUGUCGUGACAUCUGCUGUUGGGUUCAGGUUGAAAAAUCAAUUACAACAGUAGUUCUAACAAGAGCCAACCUGGGAUUGUAUUUUAAAAUGUGAAUCUUUCUAAUGCCAUGUGAUUUUUUUUUUAUUGACAUGCACAAUGGGUUAUUUAAUAUCUUAAAGUGAAUAAUCCAUAAGUCGUUUUAGGCCCAUGAUUUUAAUGUAUAAGCAAAGUGCAAUAGGCUUGUAUAUAAACAAGUGCAAAGGUGCAGUGGGCUUUAUCUGAAUAAAAUCAUUGCACUAUGUG